AUGGAUAAUAAUCUACCAGCUUGUGUUAUAGAUGUGGGAACUGGGUACACAAAAUUAGGUUUCGCUGGUAACAAGGAACCGCAGUUUAUCAUCCCGUCAGCCAUAGCGAUAAAAGAAACUGCUAAAGUUGGUGACCAAAGUACUAGACGUAUGACUAAGGCAGUGGAGGAUUUAGAUUUUUUCAUCGGCGAUGAAGCAUUCGAAGCGACUGGAUAUUCAGUGAAAUAUCCUGUUCGUCACGGUCUAGUUGAGGACUGGGAUCUUAUGGAAAGGUACAUUGAACAAUGUAUCUUUAAAUAUUUGCGUGCCGAACCAGAAGAUCAUCAUUUUUUGAUUACCGAACCUCCGUUAAACACGCCGGAAAACAGAGAAUAUUUGGCCGAGAUAAUGUUUGAGUCAUUCAAUGUUCCGGGACUGUAUAUCGCUGUUCAAGCCGUUCUCGCUCUUGCUGCUUCAUGGAAGUCGCGUACAUCCGCGGGACGUACUUUUACCGGAAUUGUUGUGGACAGUGGUGAUGGUGUAACACAUAUUGUGCCUGUAGCUGAGGGUUAUGUUAUUGGAUCCUGUAUUAAGCAUAUCCCCAUAGCGGGGAGAAAUAUCACUUCAUUUAUCCAAUCACUCCUACGAGAACGUGAAGUAGGCAUCCCUCCUGAGCAAAGCUUAGAGACUGCAAAAGCUAUUAAGGAAAGAUAUAGUUAUAUUUGUCCAGAUAUUGCAAAGGAAUUUGCUAAGUAUGAUUCAGAUCCCGGAAAAUGGAUGAAAAAGUAUACUGGUAUAAAUGCAAUCACUAAAAACCCAUUUUCAGUUGAUGUUGGUUAUGAAAGAUUUCUAGGUCCUGAAAUUUUCUUCCAUCCCGAGUUUUCUAAUGCAGAUUUUACUGUACCUUUAAAUGAAAUGGUUGAUGAGGUAAUUCAAAGUUGCCCAAUUGAUGUUCGUAGAGGAUUAUAUGGUAAUAUUGUUUUGUCUGGCGGUUCAACUAUGUUUAGAGACUUUGGCAGGAGACUUCAGCGAGACAUCAAGCGUACAGUGGAUGCUAGAUUAAAACUAUCAACUAUGUUGUCCGAGGGGCGUAUUACGCCAAAGCCGAUUGAUGUCCAAGUAAUUUCUCACAACAUGCAAAGAUAUGCAGUGUGGUUUGGUGGAAGUAUGUUGGGUUCAACACCAGAAUUCUAUCAAGUUUGCCACACCAAACAGGCAUACAUGGAGUAUGGUCCUAGUAUUUGCCGGCACAAUCCCGUUUUCGGAACCAUGACAUAA
Danaus chrysippus (African queen) is the source of this 1257-nucleotide messenger RNA. NCBI's taxonomy places the organism in Eukaryota, Metazoa, Arthropoda, Insecta, Lepidoptera, Nymphalidae. The record is from the annotation of a GenBank genome assembly.